AUGAUUAUUAGCUCAGGGAAUAUUAGGGGAUUAAGGGGUGAUGGGAAGUUAAGGAUGGUGAAAGAACUUAAGAGGAAGCAUAGGUUGGAUAUGUUAGGGUUGGUUGAGACUAAACGACAGUUAAUAACAAGGUUUGAUGUUGUGAAAAUAUGGGGGAACGGUUGUGUGGGGUGGGAAUAUGUGGAGUCUGUUGGGGUCCUGUCAGAGAAUACUAUUAACUGUACAUUUUUCUUGGUUUAUGGUGCUCACACUAGAGAUGAGAAACUUGUUGUGUGGGAGGAGCUGAGUUACAUGGCUAGUUUAUGCCCAGGCGCCUGUUAUUUUUUUGGAGACUUUAAUGAGAUUGGACAGGUGGAAGAAAGGCGAGGAUUAGAAAACUUACCUUUGUCGGCACACGAUUACAAGAAUUGGAUACAUGACAUGGGUUUGGUAGACCUACCGAUCUCUGACGUAAGUUUACAUGGUUCAGGGGACAGUCAUGCAGCCGUAUUGACAGAGUUUUUGGUUAGCUUGGAAUGGCUUGAGGCAUUUCCGGAGACUCGCUUGAGAGGUGGUCCUCGGGGUUUGUCAGAUCAUUGGCCUAUCAUAGUGGAAGAGAAGAGGCUAAGAGACGGUCCGAGGUCAUUCAGAAGUCUGGAUUCGUGGUUUACUCACGAAGGAUUUUUAAGGAUGGUCAAGGAGGAAUGGAGAGGGAUAGGAGAGAUACCAUUCACCGAUAAACUAAGGGCGUUGACGGCUCAUUUGGGGAGAUGGCAUAGAGAAAAUUUUGGUGAUAUGGACAAGAAAAUUUUGAGGUUUGAGGAAGAGAUUCAGAAGAUUGAUGACAUGGUCGGCAAUGGGAGCUAUAAUGGGACAGUGGAAGUAAGACGGAAGGCGCUAGUUACUUGUUGUGAGAAAUGGUAUGUAAGGAAAGAACUACAUUGGAAGCAAAUGUUAAAGUCGAGGCAUGCGAGGGACAUGGAUAAAAAUAUGAGGGAGUUUUAUAAAGACUUAUAUAAGCAAGAGAGGUCUCCUGAGGUGGGAUUCAGAGAUGGUCUGGUGGAAAGGAUAAGCCAGGAAGAUUGUAUUGCUUUAGAGAUGUUACCGUCACCUGAGGAGGUUAAAGAGGCAGUGUGGGAUUGUGAAUCGUCUAAGGCUCCAGGAUGUGAUGGUUACAACAUGAAUUUCAUAAAGAAGUGUUGGUCUGAUAUAGGUUCAGAUUUCACGGCAGCGGUUCUGGCCUUUUUCCAAUCUUCAAGGUUGCCGCCUGAUGCUAAUGUCACGUGGGUGGCAUUGGCCCCCAAGUUUACUGGGGCUAAGGAAAUCAAAGAUCUGCGUCCAAUUAGUAUGGUGGGGUGUGUAUACAAGGUAAUUUCGAAGAUGCUGGUUCGGAGAAUGAGGGGUGUUAUGCCAGGUUUAGUAGGUGAGACACAGAGUGCUUUUGUUAAGGGUCGGAAGAUUCAUGACGGGGCUCUAAUCGCAUGUGAAACGGUUCAGUGGAUCAAAUAG
Arachis duranensis is the source of this 1488-nucleotide messenger RNA. RefSeq lists its product as uncharacterized. The transcript has 3 exons. The coding region runs from base 1 to 1488 and encodes 495 amino acids. NCBI's taxonomy places the organism in Eukaryota, Viridiplantae, Streptophyta, Magnoliopsida, Fabales, Fabaceae. The record is from RefSeq and is a predicted model, not a curated record.